Messenger RNA from Kickxella alabastrina, 1097 nucleotides. Its product is annotated as mitochondrial carrier domain-containing protein. The transcript is spliced from 3 exons. Lineage: Eukaryota; Fungi; Kickxellomycota; Kickxellomycetes; Kickxellales; Kickxellaceae. Gene Ontology annotation, biological process: mitochondrial L-ornithine transmembrane transport. Gene Ontology annotation, molecular function: L-ornithine transmembrane transporter activity. The record is from RefSeq and is a predicted model, not a curated record. The coding region runs from base 155 to 1078 and encodes 307 amino acids.
UUCCUGUUCUUUUCUUUUCUUUUCCAUUCACACAGUCAUUUUUCUCUUCUUCCAUUCCACUUUGGUUUUCAUUUUAAUUACAGAUAAAUAGAUAGAUAUAUUGCAUUAGCACCACCUCAACAUCAACACCAACAAAUAGAAGCAAUAACACAACAUGUCUGAAGUAAUAAACGACGUAGUAGUGGUAAAGGAGCAAGCACGCGCACAGGCUCAAACACAAGCGCAAGGCGGCGGAUGGAAGGACUUUGUUGCUGGGAGUCUGGCUGGCGCGACACAGGUAGCAAUCGGGCAUCCGCUGGACACAAUCAAGGUGCGCAUGCAGGUGGAGGGGACGCGAGUGUUCAGCGGGCCAGUGGACUGCCUGACGAAGACGGUGCGCAGCGAGGGCGUGCUUGGGCUGUACCGCGGCAUGGCGGCGCCGCUGGUGGGCAUUGCGGCGGUCAACUCGCUGCUGUUCUGGACAUACUCGCUGGGCAAGCGGUUGCAGACGGGCGCGGCGGGUGGCCAGGCGACGCUGGCGCAGGUGGCCUUGGCCGGCGCCGGCGCCGGCGCAGUGAACAGCGUGCUGGCGUCGCCAGUGGAGCUGAUCAAAGUGCGGCUGCAAACACAGCGCAGCGGCGGCGGCAGUGGCAGCGGCGGGCCGGUGCAGCUGGCGCGGCAGCUGGCGGCGCAGUUCGGGGCGCGCGGGCUGCUGUGGGGGUUCUGGGCGACGGUCGCGCGCGAGGUGCCGGCGUACGCGGCGUUCUACAGCGGCUUCGAGUUUGCCAAGCGGCAGCUGGCGCGCGGGAGCGACGCAAACCUGGGCGCCGGGUCGCUGAUGGCGGCGGGCGCGUUCGGCGGCGUCAGCUACUGGACGGCGGGCUACCCGCUGGACGUCAUCAAAAGCCGCGUGCAGAACGCCGCGGCGCCGCCUGCGCGCGGGCUGGGCUACCUUGCGGCGGCAGCGCGCGCCGUGUACCGCGAGCAGGGCGUGCGCGGGUUCUUCCGCGGCUACUCGACGGCUGUGGUGCGCAGCGUGCCGGCGGCCGGCGCGACGUUUGCCGUGUACGAGCUGGUGCUGCGCGAGCUGGAAAAGUAGGCUGGCCGGUGCAGGCUGA